AUGUUUACGAAAAAUAAAGAAUUCAAGCACUCUUUACUUAAAAUUUGUAUAAUUAGUCCAUUUGGAACGUUGAAUCUACCAUUGUUCGAAAAUGUACAAAACAAAGAAAUUAAAAUCUCAAAAAUUCAACCCCCGAAAGCUGAAAUCCCCGAAUGCUCAAAACCUCGAAAGCCGAAAUCCCCGAAUGCUCAAAACCUCGAAUGUUUAAAGCUCCGAAAGCUGAAAUCCCCGAAUGCUCAAAACCUCGAAUGGAGAAAGAUUGAUAAGGGAAGUAUAACGCUUGAGAAAUUCCUAACUGAAGGAAUCAAUAUAAGUUCAAGGGACAUAAGUUUGCAUUUUGGAAUGCAAUAUGCUUCAGGUUUCGAUUUUGAUACAGACGAAGAACAUUUUUUGAAUAAACUAGCAGCAGUAGUGCCUGAACCAGCGCAUGUUGUUAUUGAACAAGAUUUCAACCAAGAUUAUUUAAUUUGCCGCAUUUGCCUAUUAAAGUUUUCAGAAUUUAUGUUUGUACCGAAUGGACAUUUGCAAAUGUGUGAAGUCUAUUGGACACAAUAUCAAACACGGGAAGAAAAAUAAUGUCCAAUGUGUCGAUAUUUAUAUACAAAUGUAUAUAAAGCACAUUGUUGAAUUUAAAUUGGUAAUUAUUAUUAUAAAUUUUUUUAACGAAAUUCUAUUUUUUCGUACAAAUAUUGUAAUUUUAUCUUUUAAUCAUUAAAAAAAGGUUCAUUAAUUUACAGAAUAAAGUUGAUCGAAACUAUAAAAAGAAAGAUUCAAAUUAUCUCUUAUGGAAUAUAUUCGAUAGAUCUAGUCCAGCGUACUCAAUUGACAUUAAUAAUUAUUAAUGUAAAAUAAUAUUAUUAUUUCUGAAAGAUUUUCAAUCCGAAAGAUUGUCCACAUUUCUUACGCUUUUCUACGUGUUACUAAAUAUUCAAGAAAAAUUAAUUAAUUAAUAAUUUAUUUAUAUAAUUGUUAUUACUGUAAAAGUAUUAUUAGAAUUGUAAGGUGAAUUCUAUUUAUUAAUAAGAUGAAAGAAUUUAUUUUUGUUAUUGAUAAUAUAAUUA
This is a messenger RNA of Leptopilina heterotoma, 1061 nucleotides long. RefSeq lists its product as uncharacterized. Bases 1 to 576 code for a protein of 191 amino acids. Lineage: Eukaryota; Metazoa; Arthropoda; Insecta; Hymenoptera; Figitidae. The transcript has 3 exons. The record is from RefSeq and is a predicted model, not a curated record.